This is a messenger RNA of Solanum stenotomum, 2686 nucleotides long. RefSeq names its product transcriptional corepressor LEUNIG_HOMOLOG-like. The coding region runs from base 389 to 2677 and encodes 762 amino acids. Lineage: Eukaryota; Viridiplantae; Streptophyta; Magnoliopsida; Solanales; Solanaceae. The record is from RefSeq and is a predicted model, not a curated record. Gene Ontology annotation, molecular function: protein binding; transcription corepressor activity. The transcript has 18 exons.
CAAGGCUGUCCUGAUAUUUUUUUGUCCUCUUUCUCUCUCCUCUUCAAAAGUUGAGAAUUUUUUGUCAAAUUCUUCUGUGUGUGGAUGUUUAAGUUCAUCUCAAGAUGAAUUUCAUCUACUUCAAUAAUUAAAUUUAAUUCAGAUUAUCCACGAGAAAAUUGGAAUGAAUGAUCUUCAUUUAUAUAGUGGAUCCACUUGUUCAGUGUUUGACUGAUUAGUGAAUCCAAAACAAGGAUUUUAUUGACGGAGAUCUUGGUUUUGUUGUUAUUUCUUUUGUUUUUGGGAGCUGAUUCUUCUCCAGGAAAUCUGUUUUUUUUUUUUUAUCAGAAAUGCUGGAAUAAUUGUAAUCGCUGAAAAAUCGCGAGUCGAUUGUGCUGUUGUUUGACUAAUGGCGCAGAGUAAUUGGGAAGCAGAUAAGAUGCUGGAUGUUUACAUUCAUGACUAUCUGCUGAAACGAAAGCUGCAUAAUUCUGCAAAAGCUUUCAUGACAGAAGGAAAGGUUGCUACUGAUCCUGUAGCUAUUGAUGCACCUGGAGGAUUUCUUUUUGAAUGGUGGUCUGUGUUUUGGGACAUUUUCAUUGCAAGGACAAAUGAAAAACAUUCCGAGGCAGCAGCAGCAUACAUAGAGACUCAACAAAUGAAAGCAAGAGAGCAUCAGCAUCAACAGCAGUUACAAAUGCAGCAGUUGCAACUCAUGCAACAACGAAAUGCACAGUUACAGCGAAGGGAUCCAAAUCAUUCCCCUCAUGGUGGUCCUAUAAAUGCUAUCAACUCCGAUGGUAUGAUGGGGCAGCCAUCUGCCAGUGUAUUGGCAAUGAAAAUGUACGAGGAACGAAUGAAGCACCCUCAGUCCAUGGACUCGGAAACAUCUUCAGCACUUAUUGAUCCCAAUAGGAUGGCACUUCUAAAGUCAGCAACUAAUCAUCAAGGCCAGUUGGUACAAGGAAAUUCAGGGAACAUGUUGCAGCAAAUACAAGGACGGCCUCAGCUGGCAACUGAUAUUAAAGGGGAAGUGAACUUGGGUGGCACUCACAAGUCUUUGCCCAUGGAUCCUUCAUCAAUUUAUGGGCAAGCGAUUCUUCAGUCAAAGGCUGGUCUUGGUGCAGGGUUGAACCAAGGUGGCACUGGUCUACCAUUGAAGGGUUGGCCUUUAACAGGAAUUGACCAGGUAAGGCCUAGCUUGGGUUUGCAAGUACAAAAACCCAACUUACAGACCCAAAAUCAAUUUCUUUUGGCAUCACAACAACAGCAGGUCCUAGCUCAAGCUCAAGCCCAAGGUAACCUUGGAAACUCACCUAAUUAUGGGUUUGGUGGAUUACCUAGAGGGAACUUUAAUGCCAAAGAUGGUCAGCCCCCAAGAAAUGAUGGAUCCAUUUGCUCUCCAGUACAGUCGAAUUCCCCAAAGAUGAAAAUGUCCCAAAUGCAGCACUCUUCAUCUCAACAACAGGACCAGUUGCAGCAGCAGCAGCAACAACUGCAACAGACCAACAGAAAAAGGAAGCAACAUUCGUCUUCUGGACAUGCUAAUAGUACUGGCACUGGUAACACAGUUGGCCCUUCACCAAGUUCACCACAAUCAACUCAUACCCCAGGUGAUGGGAUGACUAGCAUGUCAAAAGGUUUGAUAAUGUAUGGAGAGGGAACUGGCGGUAUUGCAUCCUCUACAAAUCAGCUGGAUGACUUAGAGCCUUUUGGAGACAUUGAUAAUGUGGAAUCAUUUCUGUCACAAGACGGGGGAGAUGGAAACAUCUAUGGAUCAUUGAAGCAAACUCUUACUGAGCACAAGCCUGAAUCUUCAAAAGGUUUCUCCUUUGGUGAAGUUGGUUGUAUACGGACAAGAAAUAAAGUGACUUGCUGUCAUUUCUCAUCAGAUGGGAAGUUACUUGCUAGUGCUGGACAUGACAAGAAGGCUGUUCUUUGGAACAUGGAUACUCUACAAACAGAGACCACCCCUGAGGAACAUCAGUACUUGAUUACAGAUAUCCGCUUCCGGCCUAAUUCUUCUCAACUUGCAACUGCUUCAUUUGACAAGUCUGUGAGAUUAUGGGACGCAACCAAUCCUAGCUAUUGUUUGCAUGCUUACACGGGACAUAGUUAUCAUGUUAUGUCGUUGGAUUUUCACCCUAAAAAGAACGACCUAUUCUGUUUCUGCGAUAGCAACAAUGAAAUUCGCUAUUGGAGUAUUAGUCCAUUUUCAUGUACUCGGGUGUCCAAGCAAGAAGGAAGCGCGCAAGUGAGGUUUCAACCAAUGACUGGGCGUUUGUUGGCUGCGGCUUCAGAUAAGAUGGUUUCCGUCUUUGAUGUCGAAAAUGACAGGCAAAUUCAUUCUUUCCAGGGGCAUCCUGGAGUGGUGAACUACCUGUGUUGGGAUCUCAACGGUGAGUUACUGGCAUCAGUCAGUGAGGAGUCUGUCAAAGUUUGGUCAUUGGCCACCGGUGACUGCAUUCAUGAGCUAAGUUCUACGGGGAAUCAGUUCCACUCUUGCGUUUUUCAUCCUAGUUAUCCUGCUCUAUUGGUGAUUGGAGGAAUGAGGUCUCUGGAGCUGUGGGACAUGGUUGAGAACAAAAGCAUGACGGUUCCAGCACAUGAGAACAUUAUCGCUGCCCUAGCACAGUCACCGGCGACUGGAAUGGUUGGCUCUGCAAGUCAUGACAGUUCGGUCAAGUUAUGGAAAUAGAGGAGGAUU